AUGGCAAACUCGACGGGGAAGGCGCCUCCGGACGAGCGGAGAAAGGGACUCGCUUUCCUGGACGAGCUGCGGCAGUUCCACCACAGCAGAGGGUCGCCUUUUAAAAAAAUCCCUGCGGUGGGUGGGAAGGAGCUGGAUCUUCACGGUCUCUACACCAGAGUCACUACUUUAGGCGGAUUCGCGAAGGUUUCUGAGAAGAAUCAGUGGGGAGAAAUUGUGGAAGAGUUCAACUUUCCCAGAAGUUGUUCUAACGCUGCCUUUGCUUUAAAACAGUAUUACUUGCGUUACCUAGAAAAGUACGAGAAAGUUCAUCAUUUUGGGGAGGAUGAUGAUGAGGUACCACCAGGCAAUCCCAAACCACAGCUUCCUAUUGGUGCAAUUCCAUCUUCCUACAAUUACCAGCAACACAGUGUGUCAGAUUAUCUCCGUCAAAGUUAUGGGCUAUCUAUGGACUUCAAUUCGCCAAAUGAUUAUAAUAAACUGGUGCUUUCACUAUUGUCUGGACUCCCAAAUGAAGUGGACUUUGCUAUUAAUGUAUGCACUCUCCUGUCAAACGAAAGCAAACAUGUCAUGCAACUUGAAAAAGACCCUAAAAUCAUCACAUUAUUACUUGCUAAUGCCGGGGUGUUUGACGACACUUUAGGAUCCUUUUCUACUGUAUUUGGAGAAGAAUGGAAGGAGAAGACUGAUAGAGAUUUUGUUAAGUUUUGGAAAGACAUUGUUGAUGAUAAUGAAGUACGUGACCUCAUAUCUGACAGAAACAAGUCUCAUGAAGGUACAUCAGGAGAAUGGAUUUGGGAAUCUUUAUUUCAUCCACCUCGAAAGCUGGGCAUUAAUGAUAUUGAAGGACAACGGGUACUUCAGAUUGCAGUGAUUUUGCGAAAUCUUUCCUUUGAGGAGGGCAAUGUUAAGCUCUUGGCAGCUAAUCGUACCUGUCUCCGUUUCCUAUUACUUUCUGCACAUAGUCAUUUUAUAUCUCUAAGGCAAUUAGGCCUUGACACAUUAGGAAAUAUUGCAGCUGAGCUUUUAUUGGAUCCUGUUGAUUUCAAAACUACUCACCUGAUGUUUCAUACUGUUACAAAAUGCCUAAUGUCAAGGGAUAGGUUUUUAAAGAUGAGGGGCAUGGAAAUUUUGGGAAAUCUUUGCAAAGCAGAAGAUAAUGGUGUUUUGAUUUGUGAAUAUGUUGAUCAGGACUCAUACAGAGAGAUCAUUUGUCAUCUCACUUUACCUGAUGUGCUGCUCGUAAUCUCAACACUUGAGGUGCUAUAUAUGCUCACAGAAAUGGGAGAUGUAGCUUGCACAAAAAUUGCAAAAGUAGAAAAGAGCAUAGACAUGUUAGUGUGUCUGGUUUCUAUGGAUAUUCAGAUGUUUGGCCCAGAUGCACUGGCUGCAGUAAAACUUGUCGAACAUCCAAGUUCCAGUCAUCAAGUUUUAUCUGAAAUUAGACCACAAGCUAUAGAGCAAGUCCAAACGCAGACCCAUGUAGCAUCUGCCCCAGCUUCCAGAGCAGUUGUAGCACAGCAUGUUGCUCCACCUCCAGGAAUAGUGGAAAUAGAUAGUGAGAAGUUUGCUUGUCAGUGGCUCAAUGCUCAUUUUGAAGUAAAUCCAGAUUGUUCUGUCUCUAGAGCAGAAAUGUAUUCUGAGUACCUAUCAACUUGCAGUAAAUUGGCUCGUGGUGGAAUCCUAACAUCAACUGGAUUUUAUAAAUGUCUUAGAACAGUCUUUCCAAAUCAUACAGUGAAGAGAGUGGAGGAUUCCAGUAACAAUGGGCAGGCGCAUAUUCAUGUAGUAGGAGUAAAACGUAGGGCUAUCCCACUUCCCAUUCAGAUGUACUAUCAGCAGCAACCUGUUUCUACUCCCGUUGUUCGUGUUGAUUCUGUACCUGAUGUAUCUCCAAGUCCUUCACCCGCAGGAAUCCCUCAUGGACCACAAACUGUAGGAAACCAUUUUCAGAGGACUCCUGUUACCAACCAAUCUUCAAGUUUGACUGCAACACAAAUGUCUUUUCCAGUACAAGGUGUUCAUACUGUGGCACAGACUGUUUCAAGAAUUCCACCAAAUCCUUCAGUUCAUACCCACCAGCAGCAAAAUGCUCCGGUGACCGUCAUUCAAAAUAAAGCUCCAAUUCCUUGUGAAGUCGUUAAGGCUACAGUAAUCCAGAACUCUAUACCCCAGACAGCAGUUCCUGUUAGUAUUGCUGUGGGAGGAGGAGCUGCACAGAGUUCUGUGGUUCAGAAUCAUAGUACAGGGCCACAGCCUGUUACAGUUGUAAAUUCCCAGACACUGCUUCACCAUCCAUCAGUAAUUCCACAGCAGUCUCCAUUACACACAGUGGUACCGGGGCAGAUACCUUCUGGCACUCCUGUUACAGUGAUUCAGCAAGCUGUCCCACAGAGUCAUAUAUUUGGCAGAGUUCAGAACAUACCAGCAUGUACUUCUACAGUUUCACAGGGUCAACAGUUAAUCACCACAUCACCCCAACCUGUACAAACUUCAUCUCAGCAGACAUCAGCUGGUAGCCAGCCACAGGACACUGUUAUCAUAGCACCCCCACAGUAUGUAACGACUUCUACAUCCAAUAUUGUCUCAGCAACUUCAGUACAGAAUUUUCAGGUAGCUACAGGACAAAUGGUUACCAUUGCUGGUGUCCCAAGUCCACAACCCUCAAGGGUAGGGUUUCAAAACAUUGCACCAAAACCUCUCCCUUCUCAGCAAGUUUCAUCAACAGUGGUACAACAGCCUAUUCAACAGCCGCAGCAGCCACCCCAACAAAGUGUAGUGAUUGUAAGCCAGCCAGCUCAACAAGGUCAAACUUAUGCACCAGCCAUUCACCAAAUUGUUCUUGCUAAUCCAGCAGCUCUUCCAGCUGGCCAGGCAGUUCAGCUAACUGGACAACCAAGCAUUACUCCAUCUUCCUCACCAUCACCUGUCCCAGCUACUACUAACCAGGUCCCUACUGCCAUGUCAUCUUCUUCCACCCCUCAACCACAGGGACCACCUCCUACUGUCAGUCAAAUGCUGUCUGUGAAAAGGCAGCAACAGCAGCAGCAUUCACCAGCACCUCCACAACAGGUACAAGUACAAGUUCAGCAGCCACAACAAGUACAGAUGCAAGUUCAACCACAGCAAACGAAUGCAGGAGUUGGUCAGCCUGCUUCUGGUGAGUCGAGUCUGAUAAAACAGUUGCUGCUUCCAAAGCGUGGUCCUUCAACUCCUGGUGGUAAGCUUAUUCUCCCAGCUCCACAGAUUCCUCCCCCAAAUAAUGCAAGAGCUCCUAGUCCUCAGGUGGUGUACCAGGUGGCCAAUAACCAAGCAGCAGGUUUUGGAGUGCAAGGGCAAACUCCAGCUCAGCAGCUAUUGGUUGGGCAGCAAAAUGUUCAGUUGGUCCAAAGUGCAAUGCCACCCACUGGGGGAGUGCAAACCGUGCCCAUCUCGAACUUACAAAUAUUGCCAGGCCCGCUGAUUUCAAAUAGCCCAGCAACCAUUUUCCAAGGGACUUCUGGCAACCAGGUAACCAUAACAGUUGUGCCAAAUACAAGUUUUGCAACUGCAACUGUGAGUCAGGGAAAUACAACUCAGCUCAUUGCUCCAGCAGGAAUUACCAUGAGCGGGACCCAGGCAGGAGUUGGACUUCAGGUGCAAACGCUUCCAGCCACUCAAGCAUCUCCAGCUGGACAAUCAUCAUCUUGUACCACUGCUACUCCCCCAUUCAAAGGUGAUAAAAUAAUUUGCCAAAAGGAGGAGGAAGCAAAAGAAGCAACAGGUUUACAUGUUCAUGAACGUAAAAUUGAAGUCAUGGAGAACCCGUCCUGCAGACGAGGAACCACAAACACCAGCAAUGGGGAUACAAAGGAAAAUGAAAUGCAGGUGGGAAGUCUUUUAAAUGGGAGAAAAUACAGUGACUCAAGUCUACCUCCUUCAAACUCAGGGAAAAUUCAAAGUGAGGCUAAUCAGUGCUCACUAAUCAGUAACGGGCCAUCGUUAGAGUUAGGUGAGAAUGGAGCAUCUGGAAAACAGAACUCAGAACAAAUGGACAUGCAGGAUAUUAAAAGUGAUUUGAAAAAACCUCUAGUUAAUGGAAUCUGUGAUUUUGAUAAAGGAGAUGGUUCUCAUUUAAGCAAAAACAUUCCAAAUCACAAAACUUCCAAUCAUGUAGGAAAUGGUGAGAUAUCUCCAAUGGAACCACAAGGGACUUUAGAUGCCACUCAGCAAGAUACUGCCAAAGGUGAUCAACUAGAAAGAACUUCUAAUGGACCUAUAUUAACUUUGGGUGUUUCACCAUCUGUGAGCAGUAUACAGGAGGCCUCAAAUGUGGCAACACAGCAGUUUAGUGGUACUGAUUUGCCUAAUGGACCUCUAGCUUCAAGUUUGAAUUCAGAUGUGCCUCAGCAACGCCCAAGUGUAGUUGUCUCACCACAUUCUGCAACCUCUGUUAUACAGGGGCAUCAAAUCAUAGCCGUUCCCCACUCAGGAUCAAGAGUGUCCCAUUCUCCUGCCCUGUUGUCUGACGUUCGGUCUACAAAUGGCACAGCAGAAUGCAAAACUGUAAAGAGGCCAGCAGAGGAUAAUGAUAGGGAAACAGUCACAGGAAUUCCAAAUAAAGUGGGAGUUAGAAUUGUUACAAUCAGUGACCCCAACAAUGCUGGCUGCAGUGCAACGAUGGUUGCGGUGCCAGCAGGAGCAGAUCCAAGCACUGUAGCUAAAGUAGCAAUAGAAAGUGCUGUUCAGCAGAAGCAGCAGCAUCCACCAACAUACGUACAGAAUGUGGUCCCACAGAACACUCCAAUGACACCUUCACCAGCUGUUCAAGUUCAGAGCCAGCCUAACAGUUCUCAGCCUUCUCCAUUCAGUGCAUCUAGUCAACAUGGAGAUCCAGUGAGAAAACCUGGGCACAACUUCAUGUGUCUAUGGCAGUCUUGUAAAAAGUGGUUUCAGACCCCCUCACAGGUUUUCUACCAUGCAGCAACUGAACAUGGAGGAAAAGACGUAUAUCCAGGGCAGUGUCUUUGGGAAGGUUGUGAGCCUUUUCAACGACAGAGGUUUUCUUUCAUCACUCACUUACAGGACAAGCACUGUUCAAAGGAUGCCCUGCUUGCAGGAUUAAAACAAGAUGAACCAGGACAAGCAGGAAGUCAAAAAUCUUCUACCAAGCAGCCAGCUGUAGGGGGCACAAGCUCAGCUCCUAGAGCACAAAAGGCCAUUGUGAAUCAUCCCAGUGCUGCCCUUAUGGCUCUAAGGAGAGGAUCAAGAAAUCUUGUCUUUCGAGACUUUACAGAUGAAAAAGAGGGACCAAUAACUAAACACAUCCGACUAACAGCUGCCUUAAUAUUAAAAAACAUUGGUAAAUAUUCAGAAUGUGGUCGCAGAUUAUUAAAGAGACAUGAAAACAACUUAUCAGUGCUAGCCAUUAGUAACAUGGAAGCUUCCUCCACCCUUGCCAAAUGCCUUUAUGAACUUAAUUUUACAGUUCAGAGUAAAGAACAAGAAAAAGACUCAGAAAUGCUGCAGUGAAAAAUAAUUCCACUUCUAUAGUGGGGACUCAAAGUCAGAUACAUUUCACAUACUGUUACUGAAGAAAGCACCAAGUCUUAAUGGAACAGAGACCAUAGAAUGAAUUAUUUUAUCUCCUCCCAUGAUGCUGAGGGGAAGCUUCGUAUUCUGAUCUCUGAGCGAAUCCCUUUGUUCUCUGUUUAAAAAAAUCUAAGAAGAAAAAAAAAAAACUGCUGUGGGAUUGUCAACCAGCUUAUCUGCAGGAUGUCUCUCAGAUCUGAUAGAUCCUGAUGGAAACUGGUAUGAUCAGAAUUCAGUACCAUCCACAUUGGAAAUAUACAUGGAAUAUUGUAAAACCUACAUGAGCAGAUGAAAUAGAAGCAUUAAAUAUUUUUAUCUAUAUCCAAAAAGGAGCACAUUUUUAUAUUUACAAAACCGUUUAAGCUGGUUUGAAUAAUUAAAAAGUUUCAGCACACCUAUACCCCCUGAUCUCAGAGGGGGCCACCAAUAUCUAGCUAUGGAUUGUGUGUUUUGUUUAGAAAUCAGUAGCUUGGUUUUCUUACUUGAGCCAAUAUAUUUUCACUUAUUUAUUAUCAUAAAAAUUUACCAGUCUGAAUAGAUCUUGUAAAUAUUUGUGAAUAGAAUGAACACCUUUCA
This is a messenger RNA of Budorcas taxicolor (takin), 6147 nucleotides long. It is a transcript of the gene ARID2, whose product is annotated as AT-rich interaction domain 2. Lineage: Eukaryota; Metazoa; Chordata; Mammalia; Artiodactyla; Bovidae. Gene Ontology annotation, molecular function: DNA binding. Gene Ontology annotation, cellular component: SWI/SNF superfamily-type complex. Gene Ontology annotation, biological process: regulation of DNA-templated transcription. The record is from RefSeq and is a predicted model, not a curated record. The coding region runs from base 1 to 5511 and encodes 1836 amino acids. The transcript is spliced from 21 exons.